AUGUUGGGCACCUGCCGCAUGAUCUGUGACCCGUACAGCGUCUCUCCCGCAGGGGGACCCGCGGGCGCCAAGGCUCCCCCGCCGGGACCCAGCACUGCUGCCCUGGAAGUUAUGCAGGACCUCAGCGCCAACCCCCCGCCUCCCUUUAUCCAGGGACCAAAGGGCGAUCCAGGGCGACCAGGCAAGCCGGGGCCUCGGGGUCCCCCUGGAGAGCCAGGGCCGCCUGGGCCCAGGGGUCCCCCGGGGGAGAAGGGAGACUCGGGGAGGCCAGGGCUACCCGGACUGCAGUUGACAACCAGCGCGGCCGGUGGCGUUGGAAUGGUGGGUGGCGGAGCCGGGGGCGGUGGCGACACUGAGGGCGAAGUGACCAGUGCACUGAGCGCUGCCUUCAGCGGUCCCAAGAUCGCCUUCUACGUGGGACUUAAGAGCCCUCAUGAAGGCUACGAGGUGCUCAAGUUCGACGACGUGGUCACCAAUCUUGGCAAUCACUACGACCCCACCACCGGCAAGUUCAGCUGCCAGGUGCGGGGCAUUUACUUCUUCACUUACCACAUCCUCAUGCGUGGAGGCGACGGAACCAGCAUGUGGGCGGAUCUCUGCAAAAACGGGCAGGUGCGCGCCAGCGCCAUAGCCCAGGAUGCGGACCAGAAUUACGACUAUGCCAGCAACAGCGUGGUACUGCACCUGGAUUCAGGCGACGAAGUCUAUGUGAAGUUGGACGGCGGGAAGGCUCAUGGGGGCAAUAACAACAAGUACAGCACGUUCUCGGGCUUUCUCCUAUACCCAGAUUAG
Cricetulus griseus (Chinese hamster) is the source of this 792-nucleotide messenger RNA. The record is from RefSeq and is a predicted model, not a curated record. Lineage: Eukaryota; Metazoa; Chordata; Mammalia; Rodentia; Cricetidae.